This is a messenger RNA of Saprolegnia parasitica CBS 223.65, 270 nucleotides long. RefSeq lists its product as hypothetical. The record is from RefSeq and is a predicted model, not a curated record. NCBI's taxonomy places the organism in Eukaryota, Oomycota, Saprolegniomycetes, Saprolegniales, Saprolegniaceae. The transcript has 2 exons. The coding region runs from base 1 to 270 and encodes 89 amino acids.
AUGCGACCACGCUUCUCGGCCCUCCACAAACUCAAGCUUCUCGAUGUCGAUCUCGGCGCCGUCGCGCUGUCCCUAGCGACCACGAAGCGUUUGGUGGCGCUGACUUUGCUCCACAGCGUCGGCAUCUCGGCCAUCGCGUACCUUGCGCUUGAUGCGCUUCUCGCCAACGCGCCUCUCUUCCAGACGUUGUCGUGGAAGAGCUACUGUGAUCGAUCCGCAACGGCGUGCGUGAGAUCGAUUUCGUCUCCGUUUCGGGCGGGCGGCUUCUAG